CGUUCACAUCCGAAGACGACUGACUGCCUGAGCUUUGCGCUUACCCCUGGGCUUUAGGGUGCACACUUAAAUGGAGUUUAUCCCAUAUAGCCAACAAUACUCCCUCUGUAGUUCCCCAAAGGCCAUAAUUCCCUAAAAGCCAAGCUCUGCCAUUUCAGCUAUUUACGUGGGGAAGUAACUCGACAAGGACCGGGAAGCCAUCAAGGGGUUAUGGCAGCUAUGUCAGAGCGUCGCUCACAGUCGCCUGACACACGAGAUCAGACAGAACAAGAUGGCAUUGUCGACAUUGAGCAGGAGGACCAAAAGGGCGGCGACAACGUUCCCGGGCAAGAAGACGACGCUCAGCAGCAUGACACGCCGGACCGCUCACGCAGCCCUGCCUAUGUUGCACCUAUUCCAAAGAUCGGCAGCAUUCCACAUGUUUCCCCUGGAAUAGAAAUAUCCGCGACGGACCGGCCAUUUCUCCCCCGUCUGAUAGGCUCCCUCCUCGUUGGGAAGGUGGUUAACGAGGAUGGCGACAUUGUAGACGAGAACUCCGGGCAGGUCCUAGCUCGCACUGCGGGUGAUCUGCCCUCAAUGGUUGGGCGAAGGAUAUCUAAUGCUCAGGGCGACAUUCUGGGAGACAAUGGGGAACUUCUGGGUUAUGUCGCCGACAUCGAGUGGGGAUUGGCUCGUCCGCCACCAACAGCGUCGCCGCGCAGUUUGUUUGAUGUAAUGGGUCGCGCAAGAAGUUCCCUGAUGGUCGACCACCUGGGAAACAUUCUUGACCCGAGCGGCAACGUUGUCGGGAAGUUUCUUGACAAGAACAACCCGCUCCACCGCAGGGAGAAGGAGGAGAGAGAAGCCCGUGAACGGAUGGAAGCCCUUCCCAAGGACGAUCCGGAGAAGCAGCCCCCGCCUGCGACCGCAGCACAUCCCCAACAGCAGCAGGAGCAGUCCCAAUCAGCACCUCCACAUGGCCAGCAGCGGCCGAGGAGAACAGAAGAGGAGAGGAGGCAAAACGCUGAAGCGUGGAGAAAAGAGAACCCGAACGAGAGCCCGUCCGAUAUCUUCCUGGAUGUUAAGUCGACGAGGGAGGGCAUCCAGCUUACCAUCAGGAUCCCGACCACGUUUAACGGCCAGCAAUCCACACCACAUAUCUCGUUUUCGUGAUAACUUCGGGGAAAGGAGGAUAAAUGACGGAGGCGUAAAACGGAGGUCUAAUGACAGUAGAACCUGUUGCGGAUGACACUGGACGAUUGGAUAUGUUAGCAACUCGAAGGGAUACUUGUAACUUCAUACAUAGGGGUGACAAUGUGUGUACCUCACUCAAUAAUCUUGAAGCCACAUUGGCAGAAGUCUUUGGGGAUGGAAUCAAGCAGAGACCCCCUAGAGUUAGACUCAUCCAACAAAGACGGGCGAGGCGCAUGAGUGAAGAGGAUGCAGUGUGUCAAUCAAGCCAACCCGCGGGAUAUGCAUACCUACCGUACCUAUCCUGUCGUUCAAAGCAGGUUUUCAACUGCUCCGGAGGAUGGCACACGCAAGCCACUUGGCGCCCCCGUCAUGUAAUAUGACGUUUCACCUUUGAGUCCAGCACACAGAGCCUUCCGCAUCGCUG
This is a messenger RNA of Chaetomium strumarium, 1597 nucleotides long. RefSeq lists its product as uncharacterized. The record is from RefSeq and is a predicted model, not a curated record. Bases 211 to 1152 code for a protein of 313 amino acids. NCBI's taxonomy places the organism in Eukaryota, Fungi, Ascomycota, Sordariomycetes, Sordariales, Chaetomiaceae. The transcript has a single exon.